Molecule: messenger RNA, 4251 nt
Organism: Globicephala melas (long-finned pilot whale)
Lineage: Eukaryota; Metazoa; Chordata; Mammalia; Artiodactyla; Delphinidae
Gene: TCEAL6
Product: transcription elongation factor A like 6
Source: RefSeq, a predicted model, not a curated record
GUCCCGGCGCCGUCGCUCGCGUUGCCCGCGCGGAACCAGCUCCCGGAGCUGUCUGGGUGGCGGGCGAGGGGAGAGCAGGCUUAGGCGAGCCAGAGGAGGCGCAGGCCCGGCCCGGGCGCUGCAGGUCAGUGUGAAGGUCUGCAUGUCUGUUCCCAGCACUCUGCAAGGCUAGAAAAGGAGGAGGAACCUUUCCAGAAUCCCUGCAGGACAGGAAAACGAGGGGACAUCUCAACAUGGAAAAACUCUGCAAUGAAAAUGAAGGAAAGCUGGAAAGCGAAGGAAAGCCAGAAAAUGAAGUAAAGCCUGAAAAUCAAGGAAAGUCAGAUGAGGAAGAAAAGCCAGAAGUGGAGGGGAAGUCAGAACACGAGGGAGAGCUCCAGAAUGAGGGACGGCCAGAAGACCAGGGACAACCAGAAGAUGAGAGGAAGAGAGAAAAGCAGGACAAGUCCGAAGCUGAGGGAAAGCCACACGGUGAGGGCAAGGUGGAAUCCCAGGCAAAGCCAGAGAGUCAGCUGCGGGCUGCCGAAAAGCACACCGCUGAAGACUAUGUGCCCCGGAAAGCAAAAAGAAAAACGGACAGGGGGACGGACGAUUCCCCCAAGGACUAUCAGAACAACUUACAGGAAAGGCAUCUGGGCAGUGAGGAGAUGAUGACAGAAUGUGCAGAUAUGUCAAGGGCUCAGGAAGAGCUAAGGAAAAGACAGAAAAUGGGUGGUUUUCAUUGGAUGCAAAGAGAUGUACAGGAUCCAUUCACCCCAAGGGGCCAAUGGGGUGUCAGGGGAAUGAGGGGCGGAGGUAGGGGCCAGAGGCGCUUACAUGGUAUCCCAUAUCUUUAAUGCCUUUGGCCUUCAAUUCUGACUCCUCUAAUGAGAAUAUUGCUGACCCUGCUUUCCCUGGCAGGCAUUUGCCAUGCUAUGUGCUUUAAUCUUAAGCUGAUUCUUUGCUUUUGCUUUAGGUGUCACUCUCAUUACCAGCAGCCUUUUGAUCCAACUACAGUGCUCUCUGUGUUUCAGUAGGGGAUUUUCACCCAUGUGCAUGGAAGAGAUGUUCAUGGUACACUGUAAAACAACAAUAAAGAAAAAACAGUUUUCAGAUUCGAAUAUAUAGUAUCAAACCAUUUUUGAAAAAGUAUAAAUGUUUGUGUAAUGCAUCUGUGCACAGAAAAAUCUAAAAAUUAAGUGCUGCUUUUUUCUUGCUUUGGUAGCCAAAAAUACGUCUCACCUGCACUCAAAAAUAAGUCCAGUCACCUGAUGGUACCUCCACGCCAUUCCUCUGCAGAUGUGCCCAUCCCCAUGUCUUCUCCUAGUUGGAACCAUGUCAAUGGGCACUGCUGUCCUUUCUCUGAGUCCUUUACCGUCCUAUGGCUCCAACCAUGUGUGAUUCUUUAUCUUUCUUUUCUUUGCUCACUCAUCUCUGCUUUUUCCUAAAUGAUAUGCAUUAUGUUAGUCAUUAAAAAACAACUAAGGGACUUCCCUGGUGGCACAGUAGUUAAGAAUCCACCUGCCAAUGCAGGGGACACAGGUUUGAUCCCUGGUCUGGGAAGAUCCCACAUGCCGUGGAGCAACAAAGCCCAUGCGCCACAACUACUGAGCCUGUGCUCUAGAACCUGUGAGCCACAACUACUGAAGCCUGCAUGCCUAGAGCCCGUGCUCCACAACAAGAGAAGCCACUGCAAUGAGAAGCCCGCAUGCUGCAAAGAAGAGUUACCCCUGUUCGCUGCAACUAGAGAAAGCCUGCGUGCAGCAACGAAGACCCAACGGAGCCAAAAAGAAAGAAAGAAAGAAAGAAAGAAAUUUACUGAAAAAAAAAAAAACUAAGACCAGAAAACAAUACAUGAUAAGUGAUUGGACUGUUCAGUGAGUUUUUGAGAGCAAUGAAGACACAAUAUUCCUGUUGUUAGAAUGUACAAUAAUAGGUAAAACUCAUAUUAACUCUGGUACCCAGAGCUAGAGGAAUCAACUUGGCAGUUAUAACAGACACACUGUUGUAAGGGUCAGUGUUGUCAUCUGUAAAAUGGGGAUAAUAUUUGCCUCAUGGGACUACCAAGUGGACCAAAUGAGGUACUGAGUAUAUGAGAUGUGUUGUGACCUAGCCCCCACCAGAUACCUGGGGAAGGAAUGGCUCCCAUACCACUCUCAUGCACUAGCAGGUAUGUGGAUGGAAUCAGACUCUUAGAGGAGAACUGAGCGAGGUCUCACUUGUGCCCAGGAACAAGUUCAGGCAGCUGAGAGAUAGGUGCCACUCUCUCCGGGAUACUGCCAUGUCUGCUGGGCACUGUGCUUCUUCUCCUGGGUCCUGUACUCAUUACUGAUACUGUGUAAUGAGCUGGAGGGUGUAAGGUGCCAAAGCCAUAUCAAUUUCUCUGGAGUCACUGACCACCUACCCUUGACCUCUAUAGAAGUGUGGAUAAAGCCCUCUCUUCACUUUAGAGUUACGGUUACCCUGUUACCUGUGAGUAUCCCCCUAGUGCUACUUGAGACUAGUACCUUUCAGACUCUUUUUAAGCAAAAUGAUCAUUUAUGUAUAUUUUGUUGGUUUGCGUGUUUUUGCAUACAUAAGCAUCCUUCUUACCAAAUUCAGAUGUUACAGGUUAGACCAGGGGGGAAAUAUCUGCAUGGUAGAAACUGCUAUUCUCACAGGUUAAUAUCUCACCUGCAGUCUCUCCUUCCUAGGUUGAAUUCUCUCCCAGGAAACUCUUGUCAGGCCCUGCGUUAGCAGUUCAGCAGACCCAUCAACAUAUUUGAUUUUUAGAUCCUUAUCAGUGAAUAUGUGGUGCAUACACCAGCUGCAUCAGCAUAACCUGCGAGCUAAUUAGAAAUGCAGAGUCCCAGGCCCUACUCAGACCUACUGAGUUGGAAUCUUCAUUUUAACAAGAUCCCCAGAUGAUUCCUAUGCACAUUGAAGUUUGAGAAGCACUGGCUUAGAGGGAGACUCUUUUUAGGCUUUCCACUCCCACCUUCACAUGAAGGAUGUGCCUGAAAGGAUAAGUAUAUGCCCCAUAUAAGAUACACAUCAUAGAUUAUUAAACAGACCCAUGUUUGUCAAUCUGCAGUUACCCCUCCCCCCAUGCAUUAGUAGGUCUUGAAAUUAAUUCACUGGGUCAGGACUUGUAAUUUUUUAAUGAACUAGAAUAAAGUUGAUUAGAGUCAAAUAUAAAAUAUCAAAUUGAAGAUAGGGUGAAUAUUGUUUUGUGAAAUUUAUAUUUCACUUAUGUAUGUAUGUAUGUGCACCAUGAGUUGUGAUGAAAAGUAUAUUUCUGACUGUGGGCUGUGGUUUUCAAAAAAUUGAGAAACUUGGCACUGGACUCUUUGCAUUGCAAAGAAUAUCCAGUCCAUUUCAUACUUGUAUCCCUAGUGCCCAGCACAGUACCUGACAAAUAGUAGGUACUUAUUAAAAGUGUAAAUAAUAAUGACUAAUUUAGGAACUCAAAUUUUUCUCCAAGUUUAGCCUCUGUCUACACAAAUAACCUUGGAAAAAUAACUUCAGUUGUCGAACAGGGGUUACUUACAAUUCCAAAAUGAUCCGCAAGCCAUGGGCUUCACGGCCUGGAUAGGAACUACUGCAAUUCACAGCUAGAGCUGUCAUUAGUAAAAGAAAUAUACACUCAGCAGCACCAAGGAGAGCUCCUGGGCUGGAGAAAGUGGAAUUUCUUAAGCCCAGAAGACAGGUUCUGCAAAGUGAAACUAAACAGCUGUGGAAUCUGUGCUGUAAAAGGGCCCAGUGAAGGGCUCUGUGUUGCCACAGGAGCAUAGCCUCACAAAAGAACAGAAGCAUGCCUGCCAGGGUGGGAGGCCAGGGGUGAGGGGCUUCCCUGGAGGGAUAGCAGCUGAGCUACCAGCAGAUGGUCUUUCUCCACUUAGCCUGAGGGAAUCAAGGACUUGGGUUUUAGAGACAACAUAUAUCAUGUUGGUUUUGUGCUUGAACUCCCUAUGAUUCCCAGUUCUGAGUGGUGCCCAGAGCAAGAAAAAGAUCUACAGUAGGUCCAGGCUGUAGGGCAAGUUUCUCUGACACUUCAGCUUCAUGACUCUGCAGACCCGAUUGUAUUGUAUUCCUGCUAGACAGAGUCUAUGAAGCCUUAGAAAGCCCCAGUAGUAAAAUUACAAUACACACCCGAGUGUUUUAGAGAAAACAACAUGCCCUCUUCUGUUGGCAACUAGUCUCCAUUUGAAAACUGCUUGUAGCUUGCUACCAGUCCUUGGUAAAGACUUAACAUCUGAUCAUGAGGUUUUAAUUUUCUGCGCAAAUGAGACA